GGAGAGAAGGGAGGGUGCAGCAGAAGAGUGGAGGAGAGGGAGCAGAAAGAGGGAAAGUGAAGGAGUCAGAAAGAAGAAAAGCAGCCCAGGCUCCUGCUGACAUUCCUCCCACAGCCGGGCUGGAGAAGUUUUCCAGGGAGAAACCCCAUGAUUGUUUCUUUGGGCAAUCAGAAGGCUGCCUGUGAAGGAGAGAGGAAGAAGGAAAGAAGAAAAGGUUUUUGACAGCCUUUCGUGUCCUGCAGGAGAACAUGGACUCUGACUCAGGAGAGCAGAGCGAUGGGGACCUAUCUCCAGGGCAGGAGAGCUUCAACUCUCGCUCGCUGGCUCUGCAGGCCCAGAAGAAGAUGGUGAGCAAGAUGGCCACCAUGGCGGUGGCCAACAUGCUGACGGACGAGACCAGCAGCCAGAUCCUGGAUGAGCUGUACAAGAGCAGCGUGGAGUUCACCAGGAGCAAGAAGGAGGCGCAGAAGAUCAUCAAGGACGUGGUCAAGGUGGCUCUGAAGAUGGGCGUGCUGUACCGCAAGCAGCAGUUCAGCGUUGAGGAGCUGCAGACGGUGGAGCGCUUCAAGAAGAAGAUGAACCAGGCCGCCAUGACGGCCGUGUCCUUCUACCAGGUGGACUACACCUUCGACCGCAACAUUCUCUCCCAGCUGCUGCUGGAGUGUCGGGACCUUCUCCACGCCGUGGUCCAGCAGCACCUGAGCGCCCGCUCGCACGCCCGCAUCGACCACGCCUUCAACCACUUCUCUCAGCUGGACUUCCUGGCGCGGCUCUACGGGGGCGGAGACCAGUACAGACUGUCUCUCGGGAAGAUCUGUGACGGCAUCAACAAGCUGCUGGACGAGGGCACGCUUUAACCUUUCACCUCUGACCUCUGCUUCUUGCAUCGCCUCCUCUUUCCCGUCUCCUGCAUCUGUUGCCAUGGAGACAGUCAGCAUCCUGUCGCCGUGGCCAUGUUGGAUGAAGACUGUUGUCCUCGCCGUGCGUUGUCUACCCGUGUGUGUGUGUGUAUGUGUGUGUUAUUGUGUGUGUGUGUGCGUGUGUGUGUUUGUUAGUGUGUGUGUGCGUGUUAGUGCGUGUGUUUGUGUGUGUGUGUGCGUGUUUGUUAGUGUGUGCGUGCGUGUUAGUGCGUGUGUUUGUGUGUGUGCGUGUGUUUGUUAGUGUGUGUGCGCGUGUUAGUGCGUGUGUUUGUGUGUGUGCAUGUUUGUGUGUGUGCGUGUUUGUUAGUGUGUGUGUGAGUGUUAGUGCGUGUUUGUGUGUAUGUGUGUGCGUGUUUGUGUGUAUGUGUGUGCGUGUUUGUUAAUGUGUGGGUGCGUGUUAGUGCGUGUGUGCGUACACGUGUGUAUGUGUGUGCGUGUUUGUGUGUGCGUGUUUGUUAGUGGGUGUGUGCGUGUUAGUGCGUGUGUUUGUGUGUGUGCGUACACGUGUGUGUGUGUGUUUGUGUGUAUGUGUGUGCGUGUGUUUGUUAGUGUGUGUGUGCGUGUUAGUGCGUGUGUUUGUGUGUAUGCGUACACGUGUGUGUGUGUGUGUGUGCGUGUUAGUGCGUGCUUGUGUGUGCGUGUUAGUGCGUGCUUGUGCGUGUGUGUGCGUGUUAGUGCGUGCUUGUGUGUGCGUGUUAGUGCGUGCUUGUGCGUGUGUGUGCGUGUUUGUUAGUGUGUGUGUGCGUGUUACUGCGUGUGUUUGUGUGUGUGCGUACACGUGUGUGUGUAAGUGUGUGCGUGUGUGUGUGCGUGUGUAAGUUUAGUGUAUUGCUGGUCUUUUAUUAAAGAUGAUUUCCCUCA
This is a messenger RNA of Nerophis ophidion (straightnose pipefish), 1781 nucleotides long. It is a transcript of the gene tnfaip8l3, whose product is annotated as tumor necrosis factor, alpha-induced protein 8-like 3. Gene Ontology annotation, biological process: regulation of apoptotic process. The transcript has 2 exons. Gene Ontology annotation, cellular component: cytoplasm. The record is from RefSeq and is a predicted model, not a curated record. The coding region runs from base 249 to 857 and encodes 202 amino acids. NCBI's taxonomy places the organism in Eukaryota, Metazoa, Chordata, Actinopteri, Syngnathiformes, Syngnathidae.